CGGCAGCGGAUUUCCCGUCGUGCUUCGGGGUUCGUCUGGGAGGCUGUGAUCAAUCUCCGGUGUCACCGGGUGGGAGGAUAAUGACAGCGGCUCCGUGAGUGUUUACGUUGUAUGGUUUCAAAUUAAACUUUGGAAGAUGAUUUUACAAGCCUGAGUCCUCCUGCUUUUCCUUGAGUCUCUCAGAGAAGCCAUUCUUACCUUCUGCUAGUUAACUUCAAAACCAAAAAUGGCAAGUGGAGGAGGAGGAGGAGGUGGAGGGAGCUGUAAACCAAACUCCAGCAACUGGUGUAAAUCUCAAGAAAAGCUUCCAGUACAUGUAGAAGAUGCUUUAUCCUAUUUGGACCAGGUGAAAAUUCGCUUUGGGAGUGAUCCAGCCACAUACAAUGGCUUUCUAGAGAUCAUGAAGGAAUUCAAAUCUCAGAGUAUUGACACACCUGGUGUAAUCCGUCGGGUUUCCCAGUUGUUUCAUGAACACCCGGAUCUGAUGCUUGGCUUCAAUGCUUUUCUACCACUUGGUUAUAAAAUUGAGCUUCCAAAGAAUGGGAAAGUGGUAAUGCAGCAAUCGCUGACAAGUCCUGUAUCAUCGGAUGUGGCCUCCAGCUCCUUGCCAAACAGCCGUGUCGCUUUGCCUCAUCCAUCAGAAAGUUUCCACAGCGAGGUGGUAGCAGAGGAACCAAGGCAGCCGGAAAAGGAAAAGACACUGCCUCCCCCAGAAUCAGAUUCCCUGGAAUUUCACAAUGCUAUCAGCUACGUCAAUAAAAUCAAAACACGUUUUCUGGACAGGCCUGAAAUCUACAGGUCCUUCCUGGAAAUCCUCCACACUUAUCAGAAGGAUCAGCUGAAUCCAAAAGGUCGUCCAUUUCGGGGCAUGUCAGAAGAAGAGGUAUUCACAGAAGUUGCCAGUCUGUUCCGUGGUCAGGAGGACCUGUUAUCUGAAUUUGGCCAGUUUCUUCCAGAAGCAAAGAGAUCUUUGUUCACUGGAAAUGGUGCUUGUGAUCUUAGCAGUGCCCGUAAACUUGAAUACCAGCGAAACUUAGAACACAGCCGGAAGCGCUCCAGAUCGCUUAUGCUUCGCCCUAUGUCCUGUCCUUCCAAGAAAAAAAUUAAGAUGCGCAAGUCAAAGGACCAGUCUGUGGCCAAUGUGGGGAAGUAUGGUACACUGCAGGAGUUCUCUUUCUUUAACAAGGUUCGACGAGUGUUGAAGAGCCAAGAGGUGUAUGAAAACUUCUUACGAUGCAUUGCCCUCUUCAAUCAGGAACUUGUCUCUGGUUCCGAGCUCCUGCAGUUGGUCACACCCUUUUUAGGGAAGUUCCCAGAGCUCUUUGCACAGUUCAAGUCUUUUCUCGGCGUGAAAGAACUCUCGUUUGCCACACCAGUCACAAAUGAUCGUUCUAAUGAAGGCAUUGGACGAGAGAUUGACUAUGCAUCAUGUAAACGUAUUGGAUCAAGUUACAGGGCACUCCCGAAGACUUACCAGCAACCAAAGUGCAGCGGGAGAACUGCGGUCUGCAAAGAGGUACUGAAUGAUACUUGGGUGUCCUUUCCAGCAUGGUCCGAGGACUCCACUUUUGUCAGUUCCAAGAAAACCCCAUAUGAGGAGCAACUUCACCGAUGCGAAGAUGAGCGCUUUGAGUUGGAUGUGGUGUUGGAAACCAAUUUAGCCACCAUCCGUGUGUUAGAGAGUGUGCAAAAGAAGCUUUCCCGUAUGUCUCCGGAAGACCAGGAAAAGUUCCGACUGGAUGACUGCUUGGGGGGCACCUCUGAGGUUAUCCAGCGCCGUGCCAUCUUCCGGAUCUAUGGGGAUAAAGCUCCAGAUAUCAUAGAAAGUUUAAAGAAAAACCCAGUUACUGCUGUACCUGUGGUAUUAAAGCGGUUGAAAGCAAAAGAGGAGGAAUGGCGCGAGGCUCAGCAGGGGUUCAACAAGACCUGGCGGGAGCAGUACGAAAGGGCGUACCUAAAGUCUCUAGACCACCAGGCUGUCAACUUCAAACAGAACGACACCAAGGCCUUGCGCUCCAAGAGCUUACUUAACGAAAUUGAAAGUGUCUAUGAUGAGCAUCAGGAGCAGCACCCGGAGGCCAGGACAACUACAUCCAGUGGCCCUCACUUAAUCUACACCUAUGAGGAUUGGCAAAUUCUGGAGGAUGCUGCAUCACUGAUCAGCUACUAUGUGAAAAGGCAGCCAGCCAUUCAGAAGGAAGACAAGGACACCAUUUGGCAGAUAUUGCACCAGUUUAUCCCUGAGCUGUUUUUCUCUGCAUCAGCUUCCUGCCAGUCGCUGUUCACUGGAUCCAGUGAAGAGACUCCAACAGAAAGCAAUACAGACACUACUUCUGUACCUGAACUCCCUGAGCGUAGGAGGAGAAGUGUGACCCCAAGUGGGACUCAGGAACCAAGCACUCCAACAUGGACCCCCUCUGAACCACCUUCCAAAAACACAGAGGAAAUGUACAGCCUUUUCUUCACAAACAACAAUUGGUACUUUUUCUUGCGGUUGCACCACACACUGUGUGCCAGACUUCUAAGGAUUUAUCGACAGGCGCAGAUUCAACUUCUAGAAUACAGGACAGAGAAAGAAAGGGAGAAACUGCUGUGUGAGGGCAGAAAAGAAAAGUCUAAUGGGCCAGCCAUGGAGCUCCGACUCAAGCAGCCCAGUGAAGUUGAAUUAGAAGAGUAUUAUCCUGCAUUCCUGGACAUGGUAAGGAAUUUACUUGUUGGGAAUUUGGACCCAACGCAUUAUGAGGAUACCCUUCGAGAGAUGUUCACCAUACAUGCUUAUAUUGGCUUCACCAUGGACAAGUUAAUACAAAACAUUACACGUCAGCUACACCAUCUAGUGAGUGAUGAAAUCUGUCUGAAAGUAGUGGAACUGUACCUGAGUGAGAAGAAGCGUGGAGCAGCCGGAGGAAGUCUAGUCUCUCAGUGUGUACGUGCUGCAAAGGAAACCAGCUACCAAUGGAAAGCAGAGCACUGCAUGACAGAUGAAAAUUGCUUUAAGAUAAUGUUCCUGCAGAGACAAGGCCAGGUAAUAAUGACAAUAGAGCUGCUGGACACCGAGGAUGUACAGACAGAAGAUCCUACAGAAGUACAGCAUCUGUCUAAUUAUGUGGAGCAAUACAUUAAUGUGGAGGGAGUUCAGAACAAUCAGAGUGAAGGCUUUUUAUUAAAACCUGUUUUAUUGCAGAGGAACAUUCGGAAUUUCCAUGACUGGCAGUGCAGGACAAUGCGAGUGAUGAAGGAUGAGAUGAAGUCUUCUUGGAAGAGGCUCAUGGGAGUAGAAAGUGCCAGCAAUAUGGAUUGCCGUUUCAGAAUCAACAGUCACAAAAUGAUGUUUAUUGUGAACUCUGAAGAUUACAUGUACCGCUGGGGAACACUGACCAGAGCCAAAGAGUUCCAGCCAGUGGUCUUCCAGAAGCACCAUGAGAAGUUUUCAGCAUGGCACAACCGUUGGCUGCAGGAGAAUGUCAGUUCCAGAGCAGCCGAACUUGUGCAAGACUGGCUGACUGGUGAGGAAGACGAAGAUAUGGUCCCCUGCAAGACUGUGUGUGAACUUUCAGACGUUCAUGGCAUGACUGUCACCAGAUAUCGAGUCCAGUACACUCGCCAAGCUGUUUCUCCGUGACACAUUCAACUAUUUCCCUCCCCUAUCUAUAUUUGCUGCUCAAUCUUUUUUUUUUUUUUUUUUUUUUUUUUUUUAUAGGGCUGUUUAUUUUUAUUUAGCUAUUUUGUAAGGGGGGUGCUAUUGAACUUGGUGAUGCUGGACAUUUAACAUCAGUGCCAAAAGUCUCUCUAGUAACAGAUUAUUCCCUAAUCUAAACACUGGCUGUUAAGUGGUGCAAGGGCAAUCUAUGAACCCUUUCUGUGCAAAAAAUUGGUUGAUGAACUAUAACUAAAAAUAAUUAUGAAAUGGUUAAAUAAGUAUUCACUAAUUAUGGGAAAAUGAUUGGUCCUGGUCUAUAUCCAGUGCCCUGUGUGGAUUGCUGAAGAUCCACUCUGUUGCUGGGAAAAUAUCCAAAAAUAUUUAUAAAAAAGAAAAACACAUUAAAUUAGUGUUUUUGCUGUUGACGUUUUAAUUCCUAAGCAACACUUGCAUUGAUUUUAUCCUGACAUAUGAAAAGAGAAAUAAAAAAAAAUGUUCUUUUCUGUAGUUGUUUGUAAAAACUGCUUGUUUUACAAUCAACAUUUUAUGGAGGGGUGGGUGUAAUUUUAUUUAAGAACUAAUAAGGAUAGAGAACGAACUCUUUCCUGUAUCCCUCCGUGUUUUGGGACAGGCAGUGUAAGCCAGUAAUUAAAGGGUUAACUCUGAUUCUUGACAAUGAAGCACUUGGGAGGCCCUUAAAUAUAAUUGGUUUCUAAACUGCCUUGUUCCAGUAACCCAUAGUAUUGGGUACCUGAACACAGUAUUUCAACUCUUAGUAAUUAUAGGAAAAUGAAAAAAAGGAAAGUUGUUUAUUACUCUGAAUAAUAAUGCCGCAUCAUGUUUUUUUUUUAUAUGUGUAUACUGACCUGCAUAAUGGUUAUAUUGAAUAAAUCAAGUGCUGUAAAUCUAGAA
Molecule: messenger RNA, 4552 nt
Organism: Spea bombifrons (plains spadefoot toad)
Lineage: Eukaryota; Metazoa; Chordata; Amphibia; Anura; Pelobatidae
Gene: SIN3B
Product: SIN3 transcription regulator family member B
Exons: 20
Coding region: 227-3622 (1131 amino acids)
Biological process (GO): negative regulation of transcription by RNA polymerase II
Cellular component (GO): chromatin
Molecular function (GO): transcription corepressor activity
Source: RefSeq, a predicted model, not a curated record